This is a messenger RNA of Zerene cesonia (dogface butterfly), 1881 nucleotides long. Its product is annotated as sodium- and chloride-dependent glycine transporter 1-like. The record is from RefSeq and is a predicted model, not a curated record. The coding region runs from base 1 to 1881 and encodes 626 amino acids. The transcript is spliced from 11 exons. Gene Ontology annotation, biological process: sodium ion transmembrane transport. Lineage: Eukaryota; Metazoa; Arthropoda; Insecta; Lepidoptera; Pieridae. Gene Ontology annotation, molecular function: glycine transmembrane transporter activity. Gene Ontology annotation, cellular component: membrane.
AUGGAAUUUUUGCAGUCAACCGACAAAGGCCAGUUCUCCGACGAUGCAUCUUCGGUGACCCCGAAGCGUGCAUCAUGGGGUAGCCCAUUGGAAUUCAUUCUAGCGUGUCUUGGCUACGCGGUCGGCUUGGGGAACGUGUGGAGAUUCCCCUACCUGUGUUAUAGGAAUGGCGGUGGUGCAUUUUUGAUACCAUUCUUCUUGAUGAUUAUCCUCAUUGGACUCCCGAUAUUCUUCUUGGAGCUUUAUAUUGGCCAGUACACCGCACUGGGGCCGUUGAAGGCAUUUUCAUCAAUUGCUCCUUUCUUCUCGGGCGUGGGAUAUUGUACGCUGGUCGUGAUAACAAUUAUAUCGAUAUAUUACAUGAUAAUUGUAGCGUGGACUUUAUUCUACACUGCUGUAUCGAUUGCCGGCGAUUUGGGAUGGGGAUCGUGUGAUAACUGGUACAAUACUGAUUUUUGUUACAGUGGAAAGUAUGACUCGGCGUGUAGAGAAAAUAAUACCGGCAUUGCCACGGACCUCACUUAUUAUUUACGUCAAUGUAUGAGUAUAGGAGACAUUUGUACGCUAAGCGGCUUUGAGCCGUAUGAUGGAAAACUAUGUUUGGACGGCAAUGAAACUAUCCCUUGGUAUACGAAUGUGACCAGAAUUAUUGCAGCGGAAGAAUACUAUAACGAACGUGUUCUCGGUAGAGGCGAUGCGACUUGGUCGAACUGGGGAUCAAUUCAAUGGCAUUUAGUUGGGUGUCUGUUUGCUUGCUGGUUUAUUGCUUUCUUGUGUGUUAUUAAGGGUGUACAAUCAGCAGGCAAGGUUGUGUAUUUCACUGCGCUUUUUCCGUACGUUAUGUUGACAGCACUUCUGAUCAGAGGUGUAACGUUGGAAGGUGCAAGCGAGGGCAUUAUUUUUUACCUAUCACCCAAGUGGGAAACAUUACUUGAUGCUCGAGUCUGGGGCGACGCUGCUUCUCAGACAUUCUAUUCAUUCGGUGUGGCGUGUGGGUCACUCGUGACUUUGGCUUCAUACAAUAAAUUCACAAAUAACUGUCACUUUGACGCUAUAUUUGUGUGCUUCACGAAUUUCUUGACGUCAAUAUAUGCUGGGUUUGCGAUCUUCUCUGUGCUCGGAUUUCAAGCUCAGUUGAUGGGAGUUAGCGUUGAUGAUGUCGCUGACCAAGGCCCUGGGUUGGCCUUCGUGGCAUACCCAGAAGCUCUGCUACAGAUGCCGGUGCCACAACUCUGGUGUAUUCUCUUCUUCUUUAUGUUAUUCGUUCUUGGAUUGGGAUGCCAGUUUGCUGGGAUAGAGGCGAUUAACACAGCUAUUGUGGAUCAAUGGCCUUUCUUGAGAAAGAGAUACUGGAUGGUGACAGCUUUCACAUGCUUCUCUUGUUUCCUGCUCGGCCUGCCCAUGUGCUUCAGUGGCGGUGUCUAUCUGUUCACAAUUCUCGAUUGGAAUACCGCCUCUUGGGCUAUUCUUCUUAUUGGUAUUGCUGAGAGCACUGCCGUAUCCUGGAGUUAUGGCAUCAGUAGAGCUAUGAAGGACUUGGAAACUAUGAAUAUGAAGUUCAAUAAGGUUAUCGGUUCCUAUUGGCGAGCUGUGUGGACGGUUACAAUACCUGUCGCGAGCUUGGGUGUGUUUAUCUUCGUGUUUAUUGACUGGACGUCACCGUCCUAUGGAGAUUACGAGUUCCCACUGUUUGCUGAUUUACUCGGAUGGGCUGUUGGCUUAUCGACCGUUGUGUUUUUCCCAAUUGGAGUUGCGUAUGCUUUCUAUAAAGGAUAUAGAGGAAAAGAUCUCUUCACACCGACUGAGCAAUGGAAGCCUGCAGUCUUUAUAACAGACGAAGAACGAAGCGCUGUUUAUGAAAACCCAGCGUUUUUAUCCUAA